GAUAUGGCUGCUGAAGAAAGUAUAAAGGUUGUAGUGAGGGUUAGAAAACUUCUCGAAAGGGAGAAGGAGGAGAAGAAAGUUUUUAAAGUUCAAGACAGUGCAGAAAUUUAUCAUGAGUCGUCCAAGAAAACCUGGACAUUUGAUAGAGUGUUUGGGGCCCUGGAGGGUAACAGAGCAGUAUAUUUUGAUACAGUAUCCUCUAUUAUCGAGUCUGCGGUGUCAGGGUUCAAUGCAACUAUAUUUGCUUACGGACAGACGAGCUCUGGUAAAACCCAUACAAUGAUGGGUACUGAAGAGGAGCCAGGAGUCACCAAGCAAGCCAUUGAACAACUCUUCUACGCCGUAGAGGAGACUCCAGAUAGAUGCUUCUUGAUGAUGGUGUCCUACCUGGAGAUAUACAACGAGCAAGUGAUGGAUCUCCUGGACAAGAGUUCCACGAACUUAAAGUUGAGGGAGAAUGAGUCUGGGCAGGUGUACGUGGAAGGGGUGAAGUCAAUCCCCGUCACCUGCGCCGAGGAGGUUUACAAGAUUAUGAAAGAUGGGGAGAAGAACAGACAUUAUGCAGAGACUAAGAUGAACGACCGAAGCAGUAGAAGUCAUACCAUCUUCAGAAUUGUGCUUGAAAGCAUUAACAGGCUUGAAGAAACUAUUGAUGAGGAGGACGAUGACGGAGAGGGAAGACAGAGUAUGAUCGCCUACCUCAACCUCGUCGAUCUGGCCGGCAGCGAGAAGGCCGGCCAGACAGGGGCCGAAGGAACUAGGUUGAAAGAGGGCGGAAAUAUUAACAAAUCCCUGAUGAUGUUAGGCCAGGUUAUCCAGAAGUUAAGCAGCGGAGAUAAGAAUCUAUAUAUUAAUUAUAGAGACUCAAAACUUACUCGUCUUCUUCAGAACAGCUUGGGUGGAAAUGCGAAGACUGCCAUAAUCUGCACGAUUACCCCGGCGCUGAUGAGCGAAGAUCAAACGUUAUCAACGCUAAGGUUUGCAAGUCAGGCCAAGACAAUCAAAACCCACGCGACGAUCAACGAGGUGCUGGACGACCAGGCGAAGAUGGCGAAGUUGAAGAGAGAGCUGGCGGAGAGGGAGAAGGAGAAGUUGGAACUGCUGAGGAAGGUGGAGGAGCUCACUAACGCUAACCAGAAUGGUGAGCAGAGCCGACAGACUAGAGAGCUGCUGGAGCAGCUAGAGGCGGAGAGAACGGAGAAGGCUGAGCAGUUGAUGCAGCUGCAGCUGGAGAGGUCAGAGAAGGCGGAGCAGAUUGCCAAGAACCGUUGGCUCCAGGAGAAGAUCCUUGUUUCCAGUCAACCUGCUAAACCAAGCAAGAAAUCUCUUCUCUUAAAGGACCGGAACCGGCGUGAGACAUGGGCAGCGCCACGUGUCAGCACAGUGUCCAGAGCUAGCUUUGGGUUUCAUGCGUUUUCCCGACCCCUGUCGGUAUUCGAGCAGCCCAGCGCUCAACCUACAUUAGAGGGGAUUGACGAUGUUUUUUUUGCUCCACGGUCGUCUAGAAAAGUUAAAUUUCUCUCCCCUCCCCAACCAUCCUGUUCUACCCUAGUAGAGGAGGAUGAGGAUGGAGUAUCACCCUCCCUUCCACUGAAUAGCAUGAGCCUGGAUUCCAGUAUCCUGGAUUUAAGUCUAGGCAACGGAACUCCUAAAGCUAUAAUCAGGGACCGAUAUAAGAGAGUUAGCAGACAGCUGACAGCUAGAGAACAAGAACUGUUGAGACAAGAACGCGAGCUCAAGCGAGUAACAAUGGAGUAUCAGGAGCUAGAGGAGUUUGCUAGACUAGAAUCUGAGACCGGGGUUCAUGAAGACAGAUUUACCUCCAGACUUUCUACCGCUAGCUACGAAGAUAUUGAGAGAGUAAAGUACCUGGAGAAGAACUUCUCAGAUGCUGAAACCUUGAACCUGGAGCUGAACAAGACGUUGAGGGAAACCAAGUUGGAGCUGGAGUCUGUAUCUGCCAGAUAUGAGAUAAUGAAGGAGAAAUACGAUGCACUUUGUAUAACAGAGAAGGAACUUCAGGAAAAAUGGAAACUAUUAGAGGAUGGAUCCAGGAUUCAAACUGAGGAGCUAAAGGGAUUAAAGGAAAGGUGUCGAGUACUGGAAGGAGAACACCAAGAUAGUGAUGUGAAGAUGGAACUAGCUGUUAACAGAAAGGAAACGGAAAAUAAGGAGCUGCGUAAGGUGCUCGAGUGCGCAUAUGAAGAGAUAUCUGUGCUUGAGCGUGGAGAUAAAACUGCUGUUAAAGAAAGAUUUGAUAAAAUUGCAAAUCUUCAGAGAAAAGUUCAGGAAUUGGAAGAACUGGUUGCUGGGCAGAGCUCCAUGGUUUGUGAGCGGAACCAGCUGAAGGAGGACCUCUCCAAGCUCCAGGCCGGGUUCACGGAGGUCUGCGACGAGAUGGAGCAGAUCUCAGAGGAGAAGCUCAAACUGGAGCAGGAGAUAAAGAAUUUCAAGACAAACUCAGGAGCAGAACAGGUUGGUGAGAUGGUAGGACGGAUUGCUGAGUUGAGUGAGCAGGUUGAGAAGAGUGAGAUGAGAGCUGAGAACCUGGAGCUAGGAAACCAAUCCCUCCUUAAUACCCUGGAUCAUUUAACCAGACAGCAAGAGGAGAUGAGGAGUAGAAUUGAAGAACUUUCAGAGCUGUCGUCUAGGUUGGAGAACAGUAAUUCAGAGUUCCAAACUGAGAUUCUUCAACUUAGGGAUGAACUUCAAAUGGUUAGACAGGAAAGAGAUAAGGCCCUGCAAGAGAAGAUGAAGAUGGAAGAGGAGAAAACCUUAAAUGAGGAGAAGUCCAAGAAUGAGGCAGAGGGUGGAGAAGAUAUGAAAAUAAAACAGAUGAUGACUGAAAAUCUGGAUGGUAUUGAAAGAGCAAAGAUGGAUCUGGAAAACGAAAAAGAAAUGCUCAAGGAAUUAAGAUCACAGUUGGAAGAAGAGCAGAGAAAAUUUGAAGAAGAAAAGGCAUCAUGGGAGGAUGGUAAACUGCAUCAACAGAUUGUUCAGACCAGUGAUGCAACAUCUAUUAAUGAAAAAGUAGAGGAAGAAAAGAAGAAAUGGGAAGAAGAAAGGAAGACUCUUUCAGAUGAUAUAAAAAUUCUCAUCAAAGAAAAGGAAGCUCUUUCUGAAGAAAAUGAAUUUCUUAUCAGAAAAAUGGAAACUCUCUCUAAAGAGAAGACCACUCUCGUUGAAAAGAAUGAUGGCCUCUCCCAGGAAAAGAAAACACUUUCUGAAGAAAAGAACAGAUUGUUGGUAGAAAAGGAAACUCUCUCUGAAGAAAAGAAAAGCCUUACUGAAGAAAAGAAUAGCCUUACUGAAGAAAAGAACAGAUUGUUGGUAGAAAAGAAAACUCUCUCUGAAGAAAAGAAUAGCCUUACUGAAGAAAAGAACAGAUUGUUGGAAGAAAAGAAAACUCUCUCUGAAGAAAAGAAUAGCCUUACUGAAGAAAAGAACAAAUUGUUGGUAGAAAAGAAAACUCUUUUUGAAGAAAAAAUUAGUCUUAUUAAAGAAAAAGAAACUCUUUUUGAAGAAAAUAAUAGUCUUGAUAAAGAAAAGAAAACUCUUCUACAACUUUUAGAAGAAAAGAAUAGUCUCAUUGAGGAAAAUGAAUUGCUGUUCAAGGAAAAGACUAGCCUGACUGAAGAAAAGAAAAGUCUUGUUGAAGAAAAUAAUUGUCUUAUCAAAGAAAUGGAAACUUUCUCUGAACAAAGAAAUAGUCUCAUUGAAGAAAAUAAAACUCUUUCCGAGGAGAAGAAAACUCUUACUGAAGAACAGACCAGAUUGUUGGAAGAAAUUAAAGUUGUCGAAGAAAAGAGACAGUUGUGUCUUGAAGAUCUGAGCAAGGCAGAGGAAAACAUUAGUGUUAUAACAGCUGAAAGUACAGACAGGGAGAUAAAGAUUAGUGAACACGAAGACCAGUUUAAAAUACUCAAUGCUCAAAUACAAGAUAAAGACGUACAGAUUCAAGAACAGAACGCACAGAUUCAUGAGCUGAAAGCAGAGAUACUUAAUCAUACUGCCAGCCUGGAGAACCAGAAUAUUAAGCUACAAGGGAAAUCUUCUCAGAUUCUAGAUCUAGAAAGUAAGGUGGAUGUUCUCACAUCUAAACUCAACAAAUCUGAGAUGUUGCGUUCUGAGGUAAUUGCGGAACAGGAGCAGGAUCGGGAAGAGAUCAAGAAGCUUGUUACUGCCAACACCAAUCUAGAAUCUGAGAUUGAUCUGCUCAGGGCAGAGCAAGGCAGGGAGAACAACUCUGCUAAAAAGAAAGCCCUUGCUACCCUGAACGCCACGCUAUCCAACCUGGAGGAAACUCUUCAGACUGGACUAGAUGAAACUAUGGCCCCAAAUGGAGAACAGACAAUGAACGCAACUAUAGGAAAUAUCACCAUUGGUCCAGGUGAGAUGGCUGAAAUGAGAAACCAAUUGUUAGCUCUUCAGGAACAGUUAAUUCAUUUUGAUUUUGAAGAUUACGAGACUAAAAAGAAUGAAAACAAGAAACUGAUUGCAGAGAUGUCUGAGUUAAAAAAGAAGAUAUCUUACUUGGAACAAUCAGCCUCCAGAGCUGCUGAGGUACAGGAGAAAAUAGUUGAUGAACUCACAGAGAAACAUAGGAUCCAGGUCAGUAUUAUAUCCACAAAGAUGAGGGAGGAGUUGAAUAUAAACCUGCCUGCUCUUGAGGAUAGAAUAAGGGAGGAAAUGAAUGAGAAGAGAGCGUCUGAAGUUAGCCAGCUCAAAUCCCUAUACGAGAAAGAGAUUGCAGACUUAAAGCAGGCUGCUGGUCUGUCCAUUAAUAAGUUAAACAUAAGCCCAAACCAUGCAUUGGUAGAUACGAGUUUUGAUGAAACUAUCAACCUUGGCACAAACCAGAACUUUGGUGGAAAUCAAUUCGCCCUAUUUCAAUCAGGACCUGGAGAAUCACUUGAGGUGCAAAUGCUCAGGGGAGAGUUAAAUACUCUCAGGGAGGAGUUGGAACAUAAGAAGAGUGAACUUGAAGAGUUUAAACAAAUGGAACAAAUUAAAACCUCGACAGAGCUCUGUAUGGGUAGUCCAACUGAUCUUGAUGAUGCCAAUGCUAAGAUUGUAAGAUUAAAUGAAACCAUUAGCAACAUGGAUUCCUCUCCUGAACCAGGAAAGUUUGAAGAGUUAGCUCUACUAGGGAAAGAAGCUAGUUUGGACCAGUCAACUGAUGAAAUCAAGAUUUUAAAGAGAGACCUUGAUGCUGCUUUAGCUGAGUUGCGAAGGAUAAAUGAAGAAAGAGAAAACUGCUCUUUAAAAUCCCAGACUGAUGCAAAUCUUGACAAUCUUAAUGAAUCGGCAAAUAACUAUUCUGAUCUUAAAGAAAAAUUUGACAAUAUAUCAGAACAUCUGGAAAUGGUGAAAAAAGAGAAUUCAGAACUUAAAUAUGAAAUUGAUGAACUGAAUUCCCUAAAGUUGCAGCUAGAAUCAGAGCUGGCCAAAGUGCAAGAGGAGUUCUCAGCUUUAGAGAUUGAGCAUGCAUCUGUAGAAGAAUCAGCUGAACAGGUUCAACAGAGCGCUGAACAGCUUAUCCAGACAAAUGAGGAUUUAAACUCUAGGGUGGAAGAUCUGGAAAAGACAAAUAUUAAACUGAGCCAAGAAUUAUCAGAUUGCAACAAUAAAAUGGAUGAAAUGAGAUUAGAAUUUGAAGACGUAGUGUCAGAACAGGUUGAUAUUGUCACCUACGAGCUGACGAACACAGCUGAAGCUCUAAAAAAAGAAGUAGAGGUUUUGAAGUUGGAGAAAUCUACUCUGGAGGAGGAUAAGCUUCGCCUUGACAGUAGAAUAAAUGAACUUGAAGCUGUUGAGGUGGAACUCAAAAUGUUGAAGGAUUCAGAGAUUGAACUUAAGGAACAAAUAAUGCUUCUUCAAGUAACCCUUAACUCUACUCAAACUCUUCUUAAUGAUGAAAAGACUUCAAAUGAAAUUAACAUGAGAAGUAAAGUAGAACUGGAAACUUUGAAAGACCUUUUACAAGAGGAGAUUAACAAUCUUCAGACCAAGAUAGACGACCUGGAAAAUCAAGUUGUUGUUCAAGAAACUCUCAUGGACAAACUUGAGAGUGAGGUUUAUCUAAGAAAAGAACUGGAAAUAAGAGUUAUGGAAAACAACAUGUAUAUUACAGACCUUAAGAAGGAGGUCCACAGGUUACAAGCUGUUCCUAAGGAUACAUUGAGGCUUGGCAAUAAUAUGGAAGAAAAUGAGGAAGACUCAGAAUUGUCAGUAGAAGAACAACUGGCUCAAGCUCUGAAAAAGAUAAAGAUUUUGGAAGAGACUAGAAUGUCUGCAUAUAAACAGUACAAAGAGAUUGAAGAGAUAUAUGAGAAGGAAUGCGACAAGUUGGAGGAAGAAAGGGACCAAGUUAAGAAGGAAAAAGAAAGACUUGCCGAAGAACUGGACGAAACUAAGAAAAGGUUUAAUGAAACUCAAGUUAUGAUUGAAACAAUGAAAGAUACUUCUAAACACAAGCAUAAAACUAGCAGCGAGGAGGAGGAAGAGGAGGAAGAGGAGGAAAAUCUUAGGGAUAAACUAAUAAAGACGGAGGAAGACGUUAAGAUGUACCGUAGUCGAGUUGAAGCAGCGAUGAAGAAUUAUCAGGCUAACGAAGAUUUCUAUGAGAAAGAAUGCAAUAAACUGGAAAGUGAACGAGAUGCGGCAAGACUAGAGAAGACCAGACUUGAGGAGGAACUAAAACAGGUUCGCUCUCUUCUAACUGGGUCCUCCAACACUUCUCCGUUCUCAGUCUGUCAUUCAGAGGAGAAAACGAUUAUUGGAAACUCUGAUAUGGACUUCACCCGGGUUGCAGGAGAAGGAUCUGAAACUGUAUCUCAAGUGUGGAGGGAGGAGAAGAUGAGAUUAGAAAAUGAACUCAAGAAGAUGGAAGAGAUUAAGCUAAAUCUUGAGAUUGAGAUUCAAGAUCUAAGGAAGGAUGUUCCAGUAGAAACCAAGGUUGAGUUGGAAAGGUUAAGGAAGGAGCUUGAAGAGCAGAAGAAAACCUGUGAGAAAAUUCAGAGGGAAAACGCAGAACCAUCUUCUCAGAUACAACAUCCUGACCAAUCUGAAGAGGUUGUGGCCCUGAAAUCCAGACUGAAGGAGGUGAUGUCCAAGUUGGGUAAAAAGAACGCCGAGUACGCCAGCUUGAAGGUGGAUGUGGACAGGGAGCAUCUCCCUUACCAGAUCAAAAAUAAACAACUAGAGGAACUGUUUGCCCUGAGGCCCCAAAUAAAGACCGACCUCAAAUUCAAGCAACUCAAGGGUUAA
Messenger RNA from Eurytemora carolleeae, 7269 nucleotides. Its product is annotated as centromere-associated protein E. Bases 4 to 7269 code for a protein of 2421 amino acids. Gene Ontology annotation, molecular function: microtubule binding; plus-end-directed microtubule motor activity; ATP binding. NCBI's taxonomy places the organism in Eukaryota, Metazoa, Arthropoda, Copepoda, Calanoida, Temoridae. Gene Ontology annotation, biological process: microtubule-based movement; mitotic cell cycle. The record is from RefSeq and is a predicted model, not a curated record. Gene Ontology annotation, cellular component: microtubule. The transcript is spliced from 35 exons.